Pocillopora meandrina is the source of this 4237-nucleotide messenger RNA. NCBI's taxonomy places the organism in Eukaryota, Metazoa, Cnidaria, Anthozoa, Scleractinia, Pocilloporidae. The record is from the annotation of a GenBank genome assembly.
UUCAUAUCAUCACAAUAGGGUCAUUAGAGGCAACGAUAUUUUUAUACGAGGUACCGGCACUGAGCCAUUAAGAGACAUAUUAAUGCUGUAGCAGCAACACUCGGUGAAUGCACUGCCAGAAAGAUCAUAGCUAUAGUUAUUGAUUAGAAUACCGAGGAAGAAGUUUCUGGGAGACUAUUGAAGCCGUAAGUUUUUAACAACAUUGCAAUUAUUUUCUGCAUCUUAAUGCUCUCUUGUCACAUUAACCGUCUUGUCAACCCUUGUGACGAAACAAUUUUCGACUCGAAGCGACGUCCAAUGCAAAGACACAACUGAUAAGUUCAAAGCAUUUCAGCUGAGAAGCACUCUUCUGAACUGCCAUUUUCCCAAUUCACAUCAGUUGUAUUAGGUACUUUGUGCAAGGCGACCGAGUGCCAUCUCUGACGGACGGUGGAACAAGAAAUGGGACAGAAAAAGAUUGGAACUCCUUCCAGCAGCUUGGAGAAAAUUAACAUUGUGGUGAUGGGCAAAGAUGAUGUCGGAAAAUCUGGUUAGAAUGAUUAUCAUGAACAAGUUGUUAUUGCUCAGUGCAUUAUGGUCUUAAGGCAAAACCGUGUAGAGCCCGAGUUCGCCUUUACACCCUUUUUAACAAUUCAGUUCCUAAAAAAUCGUUCUUUUAAGGUGUGUUCAUGGAUUUUAUCAGUACAUCAGUUUGUUGGACAGUCUCUGUAAGGGCCUUUACUCUCUGCAAAAGUUGAUCAAUGUAUUUCGACUCAGCGGCUGCCUUCGGAGGUCAAGCCCGGAAAGGGAUAAAACCCUGUUUAGUAAAAUUUAGGAGAUAUCCACCUUUUCCAUUAUAAAAUCUAUGGGAACACAUUCAGACAUAACUAUACAAAACGUGUACUGGUUGACGAGAAGUUUGCCUGCAUGGAGCUUGCUAAGAAGGACCUCAACACACUCGAAAACUACACUAUUGUCGAUUUCGAUGUUUUUGUAAGGAUGCCAAUCUAAACAAUUUCAACAAAUAUGUUGUUUUUGCAAACAGGCGCCUGGCGCUGUACGACUGUACAGUUUGAUUUGUUGCGUUCGCUGCUGGUGUUGUAUGCCCAAACCUUUUGACUUCUUUGCCCGUUCUCUUGCAGCUAUGACGGUUCGCCUUCUCACUAAAAGAUUCAUCGGCGAAUAUGACAGCUCUCUUGGUAAGUUUCAAUGUAAAAAUGCAGCCUGCGUCGGUGAAAGCUAAUUGGGUUAAUCGCAACUGUCAAAUUACAUUAGCUGGGCUAUUAGCUGACUUAGCGCGCCUCUUGCUGCGACGGCAAAUAUCAAAUCAUAUCAUGCAAAUAUCUUCUUGGUCUAGAAUUUAAACGGAUUUAUCGCCUAAAAAGGUCUCUUUUGUGUUUUUUAAUCUUGUUGUUAAAUUGUUUUAGGGUUUUAAAUGGUACUGGUACUUGUCAAAAUAAGAUAUGCAUUAUCAAAUUUUUAGCUUCGGGAAACUACAAUAUUUAAAAGCCGGUUUCCCCUUUAAGCAGCUCAAGGAAACAAUUCUUGAUUUGUUUCUCUUUAAACUAUAAGGGUAUUUCUUUUCGUCUAACGUUUUUCAUUUUGCUCUCCUGCCCUUAUUUUCAAAAGAACAUGAAAUGGCCAACGCGGACUGUUUCAGAUUAUAUUUUCCCGUGAAGUUAUGAUUAGGAUGUAGAGUUAUUUAUUUGAAUGUUGGAGUUGAAUAAGGCAAGACAAAAGCGGCUUUUAAGUUAAAAAUGAGAACUGAUACCGUGAAAGAACACUAGGUGUUUUUUCACGUAAAAUUUAUUGUUUUUCUGAAAAAUUAAGGGCAAAGAUAUCGCUGUCGUAAUGUGGUCUGCCAAAUAACAUGCUAUUCUGCAAGGAGACGUUAAGUAUUUCUCUGCCUUUGUUUUGGUCAUGAAUGCGUGCCAUUAACUCUCAGUGAAGAGUUUGGCUUUCAAAGAAUGAGCCCAUACGUGGAACAGAUGGUUUCUACUUAGGAAGAUAACGUUGACUAAUAAAGAUUGCGUUUCUUUGUUUUUUUACUUAGUUACAAUCGAAAAAAAUUCUCACAAAAAAGGGCGUGUGGAUGAUAAAAGUAUGACCGCAGACAGCCCUUCAUCAGAUUAGUACGCGAAUGGUAUUACAGCUCUAAGCCUUUUUAUAAAGAAAUGAUCGCAUACCAUCCCAUUAAAAGUUACUUCAAAAUUUUCAUUGAGGAGUAGAGAAAGAGAAAGGAAACAAAACAAAACACAUUAAAAAAAUGUACACUGGCGUUCGAUUAUUUUAUGAAAAGCACGAGGCAGCGCUGUGGAUUGCAUACACUGCGAAGCGGUAAACGGUGAACAGAUUUUGAGAACAUGCGGUGCCUCAGCGAGAAGAAGCUCGCUCACGUUAGGAGGCAGGUCAUUUCGUGAUGAUUGCCUUUUUCCUGAAUGGAUUUCGAGUUACGUCAUUCAAUUACGAAAUAAUUGCAAAUUAUAAUUGUUACAAUGACACUAAAGUAAUGACGUUCAUCUGGAUAAAAAUGCGCAUAAAACUUUAAAGCUUAAAAUCCCACUCUUUCAAAUACACGAUUACAACUAAGCUCCAACGCUCUCAAAGGAAGAAGUUUGGUUAAGCCACGAUGAAAUCUGUCUGAUCUCUCCAUAAGGCCCCUUCUCUUAUUUCGCUGAUCGUGAGUCGCCGCUUCGCCAACUGACUCGUUUCCCAUGGCUUUGCCGGUAAUUACAAAAUGCCAGGCUAGCGGGCUAGCUUCCCUCUGAAAUUGAAAAUUCAGAUUUGUCCUUCACUCUCUUUUCUUUUUAAUUUCAGAGUCAAUCUAUCGGCAUUACUUUAAGCUAGAAGAGAACUUCAUUGCAUUGGACAUCAUGGACACAGCCGGCAAGGUGAAACAUUUAUGAAACCUGUGUAUGACAAGGAAAAAAAGGAAAAGAAAUGGAAUUUAUUGUACCGUCACUGUUCGAAUAUUAUUUAUUUUCAUUUGGUUUGUCAGCCACAAAAAGACUUGUUAGCCACAAAUUAAUUCUCAAAACGGGCAUAAUAAUGAAUAUUUUAAGUUUUCAGCAAUCUUGUUCCCAGGGUUCUCUCUUACUCGUUCCCAGGGUUUCUUUUGUACUCAUUCUCAAGAGAGUAACCCGAGAACGAAAUUGGUUUUUGAGCAGAGGCAAACGCAAGUUAAGUCGCCUUUCACAUUCGCUUCGUGCUUACCACCGGUGAACUGUUACAAGUUAAAGCAAAAAAGUACCAAGAAUAAAAACAUAAGAAACCUCAAAGAUGUAACAAUUGAAAGCUGCCUUUUGUAAGGAUUACAAUAUUUCAAGAAAGCUAGUAUGAAAGCCAUUAUAAUUACAAACUGAAAAAAGACUCUUAUCUUCCAGUCGUCAUGAUUUUACGUCUGAAAUUACCGCAUAACUACUCUCCAUGUUUCGCUAGGUGUUUAAUACAACAACAGUCAUGUGAUUUGUUCUCUGGAUUUUGAAUAAGCUUUUAAAAUUGACGCCAUCGAUGAUGGGUAAAAAAAAGGUCAUUUAUAUCAAUAAUCGUAAUGAAUAAAAUAAUGUUUUAUAUUGAUAAUAAUCGCAUUUACAGAAUACUGAAGAGAAGCUGAGUCAGUGCUCAUCCUUCGGAAACAUGUUCUUUUUGCUGUUCUCCAUCACCGACAGAUCAUCUCUAAAAGAAAUCCAUCGACUCGGUCAUUAUUUGAAGACAAUGAAAACGAGCGGCGCGUACAGCAUUAGUGUUGUUGGAACAAAACGAGACUUGUCGGAAUACCGAAAGGUUUCCGAAGAUGAGGGGAGGACACUCGCCAAUGAGCUCGGAGGAACCUAUCACGAGAUCUCCAGCGCUGAAGGAUACGAAGAAACACUGAAACUGUUUCAAGAUGCGAUCAAAGUGCAUCUGCAGUCGCGGUACACCGAUCGAGACCGGCAAAAGAGGGGACUGGGGCUAAGGAAACUCAGGGAGGGCCUCCUUAUGCGAACCAAGUCACUUUACAGAAAACGAGGCCUGACUUUUUAGGUAGACCUACCGGGUGGUGACCACAGGCGCCUUUUAUAUAAAUGUGUUUGAUGUCAGUGUAAAUAGCUAAAUUGUAAAGUUUGAAGUUGUAUGUAAAUUAUGUAGUUAGGUAAUACUGUCAUAACAAAAACACAUAUUAUGAGAAACGUAAAGGUGCAGUUCCUAUCGUUCCCAGAAGAUCGAUUUAGUGAGAAAGCUUGACUUGAAUAUAACAUUUUAUUUACUAAUAUUAAAA